Felis catus (domestic cat) is the source of this 1715-nucleotide messenger RNA. RefSeq names its product ATPase H+ transporting V1 subunit B2 (gene ATP6V1B2). The record is from RefSeq and is a predicted model, not a curated record. The coding region runs from base 44 to 1579 and encodes 511 amino acids. Gene Ontology annotation, cellular component: proton-transporting V-type ATPase, V1 domain. The transcript has 14 exons. Gene Ontology annotation, molecular function: proton-transporting ATPase activity, rotational mechanism; ATP binding. NCBI's taxonomy places the organism in Eukaryota, Metazoa, Chordata, Mammalia, Carnivora, Felidae. Gene Ontology annotation, biological process: proton transmembrane transport; ATP metabolic process.
UGCGCUGGGCAGCUGCGGGGCCAGUCGGGACGGAGGAGACAAGAUGGCGCUGCGGGCGAUGCGGGGAAUCGUGAACGGGGCCGCACCCGAGCUACCCAUGCCCACCAGCGGGCCGGUGGUGGGAUCUCGGGAGCAAGCGCUGGCAGUUAGCCGGAACUACCUUUCCCAGCCUCGCCUCACGUACAAGACAGUAUCAGGAGUCAAUGGUCCACUAGUGAUCUUAGAUCAUGUUAAGUUUCCCAGAUACGCUGAGAUUGUCCACUUGACAUUACCGGAUGGCACGAAGAGAAGUGGGCAAGUUCUAGAAGUUAGUGGUUCCAAAGCAGUGGUUCAGGUAUUUGAAGGGACUUCAGGUAUAGAUGCCAAAAAAACAUCUUGUGAGUUUACUGGGGAUAUUCUCCGAACACCAGUGUCCGAGGAUAUGCUUGGUAGGGUAUUCAAUGGAUCAGGAAAACCUAUCGAUAGAGGUCCUGUUGUACUGGCUGAAGACUUCCUUGACAUCAUGGGCCAGCCUAUCAAUCCUCAGUGUCGAAUCUACCCAGAGGAGAUGAUUCAAACUGGCAUUUCAGCCAUAGAUGGCAUGAACAGUAUUGCUAGGGGGCAGAAAAUUCCAAUCUUCUCUGCUGCUGGCUUACCACACAAUGAGAUUGCAGCUCAAAUCUGUCGCCAGGCUGGUUUGGUAAAGAAAUCCAAAGAUGUAGUGGACUACAGUGAGGAAAAUUUUGCAAUUGUAUUUGCUGCUAUGGGUGUAAACAUGGAAACUGCACGGUUCUUCAAAUCUGACUUUGAAGAAAAUGGCUCAAUGGACAAUGUUUGCCUCUUUUUGAACUUGGCUAAUGACCCAACUAUUGAGCGAAUUAUCACUCCUCGCUUGGCUCUAACCACAGCCGAAUUUCUGGCCUAUCAAUGUGAAAAACAUGUAUUGGUUAUCCUAACAGAUAUGAGUUCUUAUGCUGAAGCACUUCGAGAGGUUUCAGCAGCCAGGGAAGAGGUUCCUGGUCGAAGAGGUUUCCCAGGUUACAUGUACACCGAUUUAGCCACAAUAUAUGAACGUGCUGGUCGAGUGGAAGGUAGAAAUGGCUCCAUUACUCAAAUCCCUAUUCUCACCAUGCCUAAUGAUGAUAUCACUCACCCCAUCCCUGACUUGACUGGAUAUAUUACAGAGGGACAGAUCUAUGUGGACAGACAGCUGCACAAUAGACAGAUUUACCCACCUAUUAAUGUGCUGCCCUCUUUAUCACGGUUAAUGAAGUCUGCUAUUGGAGAAGGUAUGACCAGAAAGGAUCAUGCUGAUGUAUCUAACCAGCUGUAUGCAUGUUAUGCUAUUGGUAAGGAUGUACAAGCCAUGAAAGCCGUAGUUGGAGAAGAAGCCCUUACCUCAGAUGAUCUUCUUUACUUAGAAUUUCUGCAGAAGUUUGAGAAGAACUUUAUUGCUCAGGGACCUUAUGAAAACCGCACUGUCUAUGAGACUUUGGACAUUGGCUGGCAACUGCUCCGAAUCUUCCCCAAAGAAAUGCUGAAGAGAAUCCCUCAGAGCACCCUGAGUGAAUUUUAUCCUCGAGACUCUGCAAAGCAUUAGCUGCUACUUUAUCGCUGGCUCGAUACACUUGUGAAAUAGUGUUCUGUUUUCUUUAUUCCUUUUGCACUCCCUAAUCCCCCAUCUCUGUGUUGGAGUUUGCCUUGUUACCCUGUAAUUAAAAACAAAGAAUAGGUAA